ACUGUAUAUAUACGACUUAAUUAUACCACACAGAGCCAUAAUAGAAAAGAGAAGAAAUCAUCACCUCUUCUUUAGUUUCUCUCAUUUUCAGAUCAGCAAAAAAAAUAAAAAUGCCUCCCAGUUCUUCAGAUUCAUCUGUAUUACUUCAAAGAAUUAGCUCGAACAAUACUCGUGAUUUUGCUUACAAGCAAUCUCAUCAUCAACUACAGAGACGCAUGCCGAUUCCUUGUUCGACGGAAGUACCCGAUUCAGUUGCCCGGUACCAUACUCACCCUGUUGGUCCUGACCAGUGUUGCUCCGCCGUGAUCCAGCGAAUCUCAGCUCCCGUCUCCAUCGUAUGGUCGGUGGUCCGCCGAUUCGAUAAUCCGCAGGCGUAUAAGCACUUCGUCAAGAGCUGCCAUGUUGUUGUCGGCGACGGUGAGGUCGGAACUCUACGUGAGGUCCGAGUGAUCUCCGGCCUCCCUGCUGCUAGAAGCACGGAGAGGCUUGAGAUCCUUGACGACGAACGCCACGUCAUCAGCUUCAGCGUUGUUGGUGGGGACCACCGGUUAGCGAAUUACCGUUCUGUUACCACGCUCCACUCGGAACCGAGCUCCGGCAAUGGAGCGGCGGCGGCGACAAUCGUCGUGGAAUCGUACGUCGUUGAUGUACCACCUGGUAAUACUAGAGAAGAGACGUGCGUUUUUGUGGAUACAAUCGUGAAAUGCAACCUUCAAUCGUUAUCUCAGAUUGCACAAAAUUCGAGCAGACGAGAAUCUUCGUGAAUUUUGAAUAUGAAUUGUGGUUCAAGUUGCUCGGAUUUUCAUUUUCGAAAUCAUCUUCCUGUCAAAUUUUCAAAAAUAGUAAAUUUUAAAGAUUACGAGCAACCUAUUGCGAAUCGGAAUAAAUGAAGACAACUGAUCGAUGAUACUUGUGGUGAUGAUCUGAUGAUAUCAUAUGCAUUGAUGCAUGAUUGUUUCGUUGCACCUUUUAUUAGGUGUGUGUGUGUUUAUCUCCUUGUCAUCACUUGUUGAAGAUAAGUUCUUGAUCAAUUAAUCUUGUACCUUGCUCAAUUAAUUUCAUUCUCUUUAAUUUUGUCUAUAUUUUUUUUUUCUUUAUCAGUUUCUUUACAUGUAUAACUUGUGAGAUUUAGAGAAUAAUAAUAGACAUAUAUUCAGAUUCAGA
This is a messenger RNA of Solanum dulcamara, 1164 nucleotides long. Its product is annotated as abscisic acid receptor PYL4. Gene Ontology annotation, cellular component: nucleus; cytoplasm. Gene Ontology annotation, biological process: abscisic acid-activated signaling pathway. The transcript has a single exon. The record is from RefSeq and is a predicted model, not a curated record. Gene Ontology annotation, molecular function: abscisic acid binding; protein phosphatase inhibitor activity; signaling receptor activity. The coding region runs from base 111 to 764 and encodes 217 amino acids. Lineage: Eukaryota; Viridiplantae; Streptophyta; Magnoliopsida; Solanales; Solanaceae.